Adineta steineri is the source of this 2962-nucleotide messenger RNA. Lineage: Eukaryota; Metazoa; Rotifera; Eurotatoria; Adinetida; Adinetidae. The record is from the annotation of a GenBank genome assembly.
UCUAAAAUAAAAAAGAUAUUUUCAAAUUUCAAUUUAAUAUUGUUAUUCGUUAAUCUAGAAUUAUUUUAAACUUUAGAAGAUUUUAUUAACUUAUAUAAAAAUGCAGUUUGUAUUAAAUUUAACCUUACCUUUUUACAUUCUUUACGCAGAAUCGAAAUUCUCAAAAGCACAUGUUGUGUUUGUAAUGAAUAAUACUUCCUUUCAUUUCUUUUUUUUUUGUCGAGAUAAAGAAUCAUUUUACGAUUAAUGUUUUGUUUUUCUGUGUUGCAAGAAUUUUAUCUGAUAAAAUAAUAUUACACUCGCUAAGAUAUAAGAACUUUUUAUUAUGUUUACCAAUGCUUGGUUCUUUAGUUAAAUAUUCUUAGAAACGUAAGCUUUGCACUCAUCUGCACCUUACAAUAAGCUGUAUUGAUAAAACUAAUUUUACAACCAUUAUUAUUCACAGUCAAAUACACUAAUAAAUCAAUAAAGAAAAUUACUUAAUCUUAUAGAGAAACUAAAACUAAAUUAAUCUUUGAGUUUUUAUCAAUUAUAUAUGUAAGCGUCAUAUUUUCUACUUCUACAUUUGAUCUAUGAUUAGUACGAUUAUUUCAAUUAGAAGUUGUUGGUGAACAGAAUUUGAUAAUAUGAGAAUUUACUUCUAUCUACAAUUUUAAAUGAAAAUUUGGAUUAAUAAAUAAUGAAAAUUGAAGAAUAUUUUCCAUCGACUAGUGACAUCUUCGUUGACAAAUGUCAACUACUAUUCGAAGAAUUUUAUAAUGGAAAAAAAAAUAUUUCCAUAUAUAUUCUAGAUUGAGUUCUACAAGAUGACACCAGAUACUUUUUUUAGCAUCAGAUGACUUGACAUUCUCCAUCUUUAAAGUUCCAUAUUAUCUUUUUAAGUUUAAAUAUAAUUCUACGUUAUUUUUCAAUAUCAUUCUAAAAUUAUAGAAAAUCCUAUGUUAGAUUAAAAUCUUAUAUUUAAUUAAUCUCUUAUUCUUUGAAUUCGUUAGAAAAUAUCUCCUUUACUAUAUAUGUUAUUAGUUUAUAUAUGAUUUGAUUAGCUCAAUUGAAAAAAGAAGCGAAUAUUCAUAAUAUAGAAUCAAUAAGUCAAAAAAUAAAAAAUUGACUAUAUAAUACUUGAGUUUUUUUACAAGUUCGAAUAUUACAUAAUCAAAUUUAUCUUUUGAUUAUUGAUUUAUUAUACACUUAAUAUUUGCUAUUUAUUUAAAUGUCCUGUCAUUUUUCUAUUUCUAUGAUAUAUUAGUAAGUAAUUAUUUAUGACAGUAACAUUUGUUUUAAUCUACAAACAACUGUUGUUAUCAUUGUUAUUAAUUCUAAUUUCUAGAUAAUCUUCUAAUAUCACAAUAAUGCAGAGAUAUUUAUUCAACUUCUAAUAAUCAAUUUUUAAUAUAUGGAUGUAAGUUUAGUAAUAUCAAAUUUCUAAUUUAAUCAAUAUUAAAUAUUCAUCGAGAAAUAAGCAAUAGAAUAGUUUUAAUCGAUUGUAUACAAUUAUAUGUUAAUAAUAGAUUUUUUUCUAUUAUGAACUAAUAAUCCUUUUAUUUAAUUAUAUAUUCUCUUGAUUCAUAUACAUGGAUAGUUCUUGAUUUAAUUCUAUUAUAUAACUGAAGUAGCUAUUGUGUAUAAUCUUAGUCUCCUCAAAAUCGAUGAUUACCUAGUCUCUUGUCUCUCUAUUAUAUCAAUAGUUAAUGUAUUUGAAUUAAUUUUACUAUCGCAUUCAGAAUCUUUGGUUAUUAAUUAUUGAAGAUUUUAUCAUUUAGCAUAAAAAAUAGAUUAGAAAAAUCAAUGUAGCAUUUUUUUCUAUAAUUUUAUGAUGAAAAAUCUUGUUUUUCUGACAAAAUAUUUUUUGUGAAAGAAAAGCAGAAUUACGUAUCCUUAUUAGAACAAGGGAUUUUACAUUAAUUGAAAACUGAUAGGAUUAUUUUUGAAAGAGAAACUAUUAAAUAAGUAUUUGGAAUUGAAUAGAAUAAGACCUGAUUAGUUCAAUCUUUUUCUUAAUUAUCUACUCUCGUUUAAAUCAUAAUCGUAAUAUUCGAAAAUAAAAUGAAAUUUUUCUUUUUCCUAUAAAUCUCUACAGUUAAUUUGAAAUUUGAGAAUUAUUGAAAAUCUUUUUUAUAUAAAAGAAAAGAAGAUGGAUGAGAAUAUAAUAUAAACAAUAUCAUCGUGUUAAAUGAGUGAUGACAUAUUGAUGACCUCGAUUAAUACGAAGGCUAAACAUGCUAUAAGAACUUUUGUAUAAGAUAGUUACGAGUUGAUUCAAAUCUAGAUGUAUAUCGACAUCUUUUAUUCGCAACAUGUUAAGUGUUUUUUUUCUUCUCUCUAGGUAAAAAAUAUUUAAUUUCAAUUUUAGGUGAAAAAUACAAUAUUAGAACAAGAAAGAAUAUAUGAAGAUUGUUUAAUAAGAAUUUAUAAUAAAUCUAUCGAUGGUUUAACUGAAAUACUUAAUGAAAUAAGUCGUUUUAGACGAUACGCAUGGUUUUAUUCAGAAUUACAUCAAAUUAAUAGUUUAAAAUUAAAUAUAAAUUCAAUUCAAGAAAAAUAUGAUUUUGAUAUUGAAACUAUUCUUAAUAAAAUCAAACAACAAAGAGAAAUUACAAAAGAUACAUUUAAGCAAUAUGAAAAAGAAGAAUAUUUAAAUAAAUUCUUAAAUGAAAUUGAUAAUUUUAUUAAUAAAAUAUCUGAUAAACUUUUUUUAUUAUCAAUAUUUUUAUCUAUUGGUUUAUAUAAUUCAAUUGAUACAAUAAUUGCUCUUUUUACUGGUUCUGGUGUUCUUGGUAUUGAUCCAAUUCAAAGAGGGUUAAUUAUUAAUAAUACAGCAAGUGAAAUUAUGUUUAAAGAUAAAUUAGAAGAUUUAGAUCAAAAAUUCACAUUUAUUAUUAAUUACAUUCGUACGAACAAAAAACAAGAAUUAGAUCAUCUCAAUUUAUAUUUUAAUAUAUUUAAAAAUAAUUUAUCUCAUUAA